AAUUAAUUUUUUCAACACACCUGAGUUAUGCUAUUUUCUUUUUUGUUUAAUUGUCAUUUAUAGAUGAACGAAGAUUCAUUUGAUUUUUUGGAAACCCUUGAAUUACUUGAUGAAUCACAAUGGCUGUACAAAGAUCCAGUCACUGAAGUUUUGCUUAAGGGUCAUCUAGACUCAUUUCCAAGUCAAUGGCUUGAUGCAUUGCAAGAUUUAACAAACAAUGAAUUAAACGACCUGGUUGUUAAUAAAUUUAUCAAAUCUAGCUGGCCAAUUGAACUCGUUCAAUUUGUUAAAAAAUGUGACAAGCUUAAUAAAUUAAAUAAAUUUAUACCUGUUGAAAUUCCAAGUCUUCCAAAUCACUUCAAGCAAGGUUUGAGUCUCAAAAAACAACAUGAAAUUUUUUAUUUAGCUAAAUUAACUCAUGAAAAAUGUUUGGAGACUGGAAUUAAUACAAUCGUUGAUUUGGGUGCUGGUUUAGGAUAUAUUUGUCAAAUUUUAAAUUACCUGUAUGGCUACAGAAUCCUGGGCUUUGAAUCAAAUAAAAAAAAUCAAAUAACUGCUGAAGAACGUCAAAAAAAAUUAUACCCUGAGUCUCUGAAUGACGUUAAAUAUAUUUGCUCAACAAUAACUGAUGAAUCAUCAGAUGACAUUGAAUCUAUUCUUGAUAAUUUUUUAAAUAAAAAAGAUGAAAAAAUAUGUAUAAUUGGUUUACACUCUUGUGGUGAUUUGAGUGUUAAUGCUUGUAAAUUAUUUUCAAAAUUACCAAGAGCAAAACUGUUGAUAAUCGUUUCAUGCUGUUACCAUAAAAUUGAAUUUGAUAAUGAUUCAAACAAGUAUAAAAAUUUUCCAAUAUCAAAUACAUUAUCAGCAGCAAUUAAAAAUUAUCCAAAUGAUGUUUAUAAAUUUUUAAAUCGUUCAUUUUUGCGACUUGCUUGUCAAGAACCAGCAGACAGAUGGGAAAAUAUGUCAGCAGAUCAACAUCAAGAGCAUGCUUUUUGUGUUCUCGCUAGAGCAGUCUUGGAAUUUUACACACGUCAGAAUGGAAUCAAUUUGAAAAAACAAGUACGAAAAGCAACUAGAAAAUCUCAAUGUCUUGAUUUUGAUACUUAUCUUGUUGAUUCGCUGCAACGUUAUUCUUUCAACAAUGUAAAUCAAUCAACUGAUUCACAAUUAACAAAUAGUAUAAAAAAAAUUUGGCAAGAUAAUAAAAGUAAAUUAAAUACUGCUGAAAUUUAUACUGGUCUCCAAUUAUUACUUCAGGCACCAUGUGAAUCACUUGUAUUAAAUGACAGAAGAUCAUGGCUAAUUGAACAAGGAUAUAACAGUCAAAUUAUUCCAAUUUCAAACUCUAAAAUAUCACCACGUUGUCAUGCAAUUGUUGCAAUAAAAUAAUUAACAUUU
Aphidius gifuensis is the source of this 1398-nucleotide messenger RNA. Its product is annotated as protein RRNAD1-like. The record is from RefSeq and is a predicted model, not a curated record. Bases 64 to 1389 code for a protein of 441 amino acids. The transcript is spliced from 3 exons. Lineage: Eukaryota; Metazoa; Arthropoda; Insecta; Hymenoptera; Braconidae.